Clupea harengus (Atlantic herring) is the source of this 1956-nucleotide messenger RNA. It is a transcript of the gene acaa2, whose product is annotated as acetyl-CoA acyltransferase 2. Gene Ontology annotation, molecular function: acetyl-CoA C-acetyltransferase activity. Lineage: Eukaryota; Metazoa; Chordata; Actinopteri; Clupeiformes; Clupeidae. Gene Ontology annotation, biological process: fatty acid beta-oxidation. Gene Ontology annotation, cellular component: mitochondrion. The record is from RefSeq and is a predicted model, not a curated record.
AGUUAUCUGGGUGAAAGGUCUUCAUUCUAAACGCAGACUUGCUAAACUAGAGGAAAGGCUAACCCACCACUACAGUGGAUACAGCUGACCUUCGUGGACUUCAACUGAAACACCAUGUCGCUCCUGAGAGGUGUUUUCAUCGUGUCUGCAAAGCGCACCCCUUUUGGGACGUAUGGGGGUGUGCUGAAGGACCACAGUGCCACUGAUCUGGCUGAACAUGCAGCCAAAGCUGCCCUGGUUGCUGGGAACGUCGCCCCAGAGCUUGUCAACAGCGUCAUCAUAGGAAAUGUCAUGCAGAGCUCAGCAGAUGCUCCCUAUAUUGCACGGCACGUGGGUCUGCGCUGUGGGGUGCCCAUUCCAGCGCCUGCACUCACAGUCAACCGGCUGUGUGGCUCUGGCUUCCAGUCCAUCAUUAAUGGAACUCAGGAGAUCUGUCUGAAGGAGUCUGAGGUGGUUCUAUGUGGUGGUUCCGAGAGCAUGAGCCAGGCCCCCUACGCUGUCAGGAACAUCCGCUUUGGAACCAGAUUUGGUUUUGACCUCAAGCUGGAAGACACACUGUGGGCAGGGCUGACAGAUCUCCAUAUUAAAAUCCCAAUGGGCAUCACCGCAGAGAACCUGGCAGAGAAGUACGAGAUCACCAGAGAGGAAUGUGACAAUUACGCCUACCAGACCCAGCAGAGGUGGAAGGCAGCCCAUGAGGCAGGCCACUACACUGCUGAGAUUGCCCCCAUCGAGGUGAAGGCCAAGAAGGGGAAGGUGGCCAUGGCUCAGGAUGAGCAUCCCCGGCCCCAGACUACCCUGGAGCAGAUGGCCAAGCUGGCCCCCGUCUUCAAGAAGGGGGGCACCGUCACGGCUGCCAACGCAUCGGGCGUGUCUGAUGGUGCUGCUGCUGUGGUGAUAGCCAGUGAAGAGGCAGUGAAGGCGCACAACCUCAAGCCAUUGGCCAGGAUUGUUGCCUAUCACGCUUCAGGCUGUGACCCCAGCAUCAUGGGAAUUGGGCCAGUGCCAGCUAUCACAGAGGCUCUGAAGAAAGCAGGGCUUACUUUGAAGGACAUGGAUCUAGUGGAGGUGAACGAGGCCUUUGCUCCUCAGUACCUGUCUGUUGCCAAAGCGCUGGGGUUGGACCCUGAGAAGAGCAACGUGAAUGGAGGAGCCAUCGCCAUCGGACACCCCCUCGGGGCAUCAGGAGCACGCAUCACAGCCCACCUGGUGCAUGAGCUCAGGCGGCGAGGAGGAAAGUACGCUGUGGGCUCCGCCUGCAUUGGUGGCGGCCAAGGCAUCGCCAUCAUCUUGGAGAACACCCAGUGAAGAUGAAAACUUCAUCCCACACACACACACACACACACACACACUCAAACACGCACUCAGAACAACUUUAAUCGGGAAGACGUUUCGAUUAAACACAAGCACUCACAAACACAGGGCAGUAUUUCUGAAAUCAGCCUACGCAUGAGGUAGACUCAACAAAAAGCAUAAAGGACAAACAAAUGAUCUGAGCUGUGGGUUGCAUUGACUUGACUGCAGGGGUAAUAUUUAUGGGACUGUUGGUGGCUGUGUGUGUGCUCCUAUAGUGUGCCUGUUACUCACUCAGGUCUUGGCAGGACAGGAGAGGAGAGUGUACUGCAUUGUGUUGAAGGUGCCUUGCAGACAUCAAGAGCUUUUAGUCCUUUUGUGUACUAGUGCUGUAGAUGCUGGUGUUACACAAUGCAGGUUACACAACGUCGUGUCUUUAUUGUAGCAUUUUGUUGCCUCCUAAUUGCAUUAUGUAACACCCAUUCAGCUACUCCCUAAGCCUUCAGCUGACUGGUAGUCUCUCUCUCUUUCUCUCUCUCUCACCAUGUGUCUUCACUCCCAUUGAUCCACUCGGUGGAAGAAUACACUCUAUACCUGACAGACUGUGACUGUUUAUUCAUGUUUUGUAAGGAAUCGAUGAUCAAUAAAGUUUGUGUAAACAUA